AUCUGCUGUGACUGAAAGAAAAGAGUCUCCAGUGAAAGCUCAGAGCCAGGAAUGAAAAAGUUGUGGAGCAGUGAGAGGAAGGAAGGGGGAGUCACUGUGGAAAGAGGAGGUCCUCCGUCUCCCUCCUCACAUCAAACAGAAGUUCUUCAGACAAACCUCAGAGUUUGUGUUUCAGCGUCUUUCUCCUGAGUUCACCUGCAGUCCAUCAAAUCCUGUGUGUGAAGAUGUCUGCUGCCAGCAAUCUGCUCUUUGAAGACCAGUUUCUGUGCUCCAUCUGUCUGGAAGUGUUCACUGAUCCAGUCUCCACACCAUGUGGACACAACUUCUGCAAGGAGUGCAUCACUCAGCACUGGAACACCAAGGUCAUCUGUGACUGUCCCCUGUGUAAAAAACUGUUCAGAAGAAGACCUGAACUCAACGUCAACACUUUCAUCUCUGAGAUGGUUUCUCAGUUCAGACGUGAAGCUGAACUCAAAGCCAGCAGCAGCUCAGAGCAACAAUCUGCCAAACCAAGAGAAGUUCCCUGUGACGUCUGCACUGGAACCAAAGAGAAGGCCCUCAAGUCCUGCCUUGAGUGCCUGGUCUCCUACUGUCAGACUCAUCUGGAGCCUCAUCUGACAGUGUCAGGCCUGAAGAAACAUCAGCUGAUGGAGCCUGUGGAGAACCUGGAAGGCAGGAUGUGUCUGAAGCACCAUAAACCUCUGGAGCUGUUCUGUCAGAGAGAGCAGACAUGUGUCUGCAUGAUGUGUACUGUUUUAGAGCACAAGACUCAUGAGGUUGUUCCUCUGAGUGAAGAAACUAAACGAAAGAAGAAGGAGCUGAGGAAGACAGAGGCUGAGAUGCAGCAGAUGAUCCAGGAGAAACGAGUGAAGAUCAAGCAGAUCAGAGAGUGUGUGAAGAGGAGUAAAGCUGCUGCAGACAGAGAGAAAGCAGAAGGUGUUGAGGUGUUCACUGCUCUGAAGGAGUGUGUUGAGAGAGGCCUGAAGCAGCUGAUGGAGAGGAUGGAGGAGGAAGAGGAAGCCAGAGAGAAACAGGCUGAAGGUCUCAUCAGAGAUCUGGAAGAGGAGAUCUGUGAGCUGAUGAAGAGGAGCUCAGAGGUGGAGCAGCUCUUCCUCUCUGAAGACCACCUCCACCUCCUCCAAGGCUUCUCCUCCCUGAAAGCUGCUCCACCCACCAAGGACUGGACACAGGUCAGCGUCCGUCCAUCAUCAUAUGAGGGGACUGUGGUGAGAGCUGUGGCUCAGCUGGAGGAGACUCUCAGCAAAGAGAUGAAGAAGCUGUUUGAGGCUGAUCUGAAGAGGAAGCAGCAGUUUGCAGUGGAUGUGACUCUUGAUCCUGAUACAGCUCAUCCUAAACUCAUCCUGUCUGAUGAUGGAAAACAAGUCAGACAUGGUGAUGUGAGGAAGAAGCUUCCAGACAACCCAGAGAGAUUUGAUUGUUAUAGUUUUAUUUUAGGAAAGCAGAGUUUCUCUUCAGGUAAAUUUUACUUUGAGGUUCAGGUUAAAGGAAAGACCGACUGGAAUUUCGGAGUGAGCAAAGAGUCCAUCAACAGGAAGGGAAAGAUCACAUUGUGUCCUGAAGAAGGGUUCUGGAUAAUAGGUUUGGAGAAUCAAAAUGAGUACUUUGGUGUCGAGAAUGAUACUCUCGUUGAUCUCUCUCUGAGGAGCAUUCUUGAGAAGGUAGGGGUGUUUGUGGAUUAUGAGGAGGGUCUGGUCUCUUUUUAUGAUGUAGCUGCUGCAGCUCCGAUCUACUCCUUCACUGGCUGCUGCUUCACUGACAAACUCCUCCCAUUCUUCAGUCCUGAGCUUAAUGAUGAUGGUGAAAACUCUGCUCCUCUGAUCAUCUGUCCUGUCAAUCAAACUGUCUGAUCUGUUUUUAUCAUUACAGUUUUUCACGAUUGUUAACACACGUUUCUCAAUACAACAACGGCUUUCUCAACACUGCACACACAAAACUUUAAACUGCACACACAAAAUGCUAAACUUGACACUCCCUUUGCAAGAACACUCUUGCCAUCAAAUCUCUAAAUUGUGUUCACAAAAUGGAACUCAUGUUUUCAUUUGCUACACACAGUCGUAUUUUACAUACCAUUCAUUGAGCACACACAAGUAAGCUUUUUGCUGCACACUUCCAAGCAUUUACAGCACAUUGUAGUGAAAAACUGAAAACACUACUGUAAAAUGGAACACACCAUAUGAAUGACAGUGACUCUGGAGAAUAAGAUAUUUCUCCUUUCAUAAAAAUGACUCAAUGUAGCCUAUUUUUUCAUUAAAAAAUUAAAACUUAAAACAGCACACAAAUAUGCAGCCAAAAAUGUUUUAUUUUUGGACAUAGUUGAGAAAUCAUUAUGAUCAAGCAUCAUCAUGCCUUCGGUUUCUGUCAGGCCAGAGGCCUCAUCCACAUCACAGGCCAUGUUCUCCUUAUGGAGACGUCUCUGGAAGAUCCGCCUUGAGCAGCGCAUGAAUCCCUGAAUGGACUCGAGGCUGACGUCAGCACAGGCUCCUUCCAUGGCCUGGACCGGUGGGACCUGGGUCUGGGGGUUUCACUCACACACCUUCAACCUCCAAGCAGAGAAGAACUCCUUUAUGGGGUUUAGGAAUGGGGAGUAAUGUGGGAGGAACAUCGUAAAGUGAGGCUGGUCCUGGAACCACUGAUGUACAAGCAGAGCCCGGUGGAAACGCACACUGUCCCAGAGGACAACAUCAUUAAUUCUUUGAAGAUUAUUAGUGUGAUCUGGUGGAACAAGUUGUUCAUGGAGGUCAUCAAGGAAGGCCAGCAGCAAGUCUGUGUUAUAGGCACCAAGAUGUCCAUGGCGGUGCAGGACACCGUAGUGAUUUAUUGCUACACACACGGUUAUGCUCCCACCACACUGACCGGGGACCCCAACACUGGCCCGCUGGCCUAUGACAUUUCUUCCCCUGCACCGCCUCUUGACCAGAUUACAGUAAACCCAGCCGCAUCUAUGAAAAUAAUGGUAACACUACUUGAAGCACCUCUGUAUAACACAUUAUAAGUACAUUAUAGCACUGUAUAACUUUAGUUAUAAAUACUCAUAAAUGAUCAACAUGCUUUAUAACAUCAUAAUCACCAUAAUCCUAUGCUGUAUAGUUGGUUAUAAAGCAUUGUGAACAUUUAUGAGUUUUUAUAACUACUUAUAAUGUGUUAUACCGGGUGCUUCAAGUAAAGUGUUACCAAAAUAACAUAUUCAUAUAGUUCAUUCGCCAUAUCAAGCUUCUCGAUUCACUGAAACAACAGAGAGAAUGCAAGUUACUGUAUGGACAGAGAGGUCAAAAGACACUGUAGAAAAGGAAAAAAAAUGUGUUACUGUACAUCAGAGGUAGGCUACAAUACCUGUAUGUCAGUGCUGUACUGUAAUGUAUGGGACUUACAAGCACAAACUGGUGCUGGAGCCUGAGUGUGUUGGAAUCCAGUCGUGGGCCGGAUUUGGCCCAUGAGCCACCAGUUGCCGACCCCUGGUAUACAGUGUACUGACCUAAAUGUGUUGAGUUUUGAACACUUGUGUGUUGUUGGUUGAUACCACUGAGAUGUUACAUGAGAAGUGUGUGUAGCAACAGAACAUUGUUUGUAGUGUUUUGACAACAAGUUAAUGUGCUAUUGACAGCAGAGUGUAUCGUCGGUUGAAGCUUUGAGCUUUUACAUGAGAGGUGUGUGCAACAACUGAACAUUGUGUGUGGUGUUUAGACCACAAGGUGAUGUGCAGUUGGCGUCAGAGUGUAAAGAAGGAAAGUCAAGAGUCUAGCGGAGUCAUAAGGGAGAGUGAAGUAGUGACAAUUUGAGUCGAGCAAAUGGUACGUGAAGAUAAGGUUGUGCAAAUUGUGCCGAAGUUUAGAUUUUUGUGUGUUAACAAUCGUGAAAAACUAUAAACAUCACCAACAAUGAAUAAACUGGUGAGAAAGUGACAGAUUAACUGAUUCAUGGUGAACGAUUCUCUGAUUUCAUUGAGCAGCAGUUUGUACGUAAAGAAACGUUCAUCUGACAGUUUGGACAACACAAGUAAAGCUGUGAUGAGAAGAGGAAACAAUGAAUGAAUGAAUAAGUUUAUUUGAGUAUUUUGUAUUAAAAAAACAGUACAUGAAGACAAUACAAAGCAAUAUUUGACACUCAAAAGGAGUAGGUUGGAAGUUCAAAGAACUUAUGGGAAUCCUACCCCUCAUUCUACAAAGAAUGAUGCUUUAGUCAGUGGCAGAUUUAACAAAUUUGGGGCCCAAGGCAAAGGCAGGAAUGGGGCCCUCUGAAAUGAGAAGACAACACACACGCCAUUUUGAUACUCACUAGUUGCUCAUCUCCACACGUCGACAAGUGACCCUCCCAAACAGGUGUCGACGUCACUGUUACACUUGCUGGUUGUUGUGGAUAUUGUAUUUUAUUUUGAUUCAUACAAAGUUUGAACAUGAUAAAUACCAUGAACAGUAAAGCCUCAGUUGCAACAUCUGUCUUAUUAAAACCAUCUGCAGUGAAGUAUGUCGUCACUUUGGGGCAUUUUGAGAGCAGCUUUCUACUUUCCUCCUUUUUUCAGCACCGCUGGGGAAGCUUCUUUUCAUCGUCUUUUUCUUCUCUGUUCUUCUCUUGUCUUCGCGCCGCUUGUUUUCGUAUGUUUUGCUCUCUGCACAUGCGCAGUAAGAUGGACUGAUCCAAUGUCGUGGAGACUGAAGGGGGGCCCCGAGACACACAUAAUACAAUAAGCAUUCUGCUGGCAUUUUAGCGACAGGAUUUCAAUCAAAACAUAAUUAAUGUGUACAAAUAAGUAAUAACUGUAUUAACCAAAAGUGUAUGACGAGUUUUAUGGGGCCCCCAGGAACUUGGGGCCCAAGGCAACUGCCUAGUUUUGCCUAAUGGUAAGUCCGCCCCUGGCUUUAGUGCAACACUUUGUUGCUGGAUUCUCCCUUGUAACUUAUAGCAUCAUUUUAUACAUAUCUCUAUAUAUACAUAUAUACACAUAUAAACAUUUGCACGUGUGCUCUUGUAUGUCUACUUAGAUAUACAUACAAAUACAUGUAUAUACAAAGAUGGGUACAUUAGUUUAUGGUGGAAAAAAAUGAAAUAAUGGAUAAAACAAUUAGAAAGGUAUAUUGUAUAUUGUUUGUGUUUCUACAAUUUGUCAUUUAUGAUCAUAUAAACUAAAAACAAUAGCUAAAAGAAAUGGAGAGUUAAUGUACGUUAUUUAUCUUCGUACACAUGAUCAUUUCUGAUCGUCUAAACUUAAAGAAAUGGAUAAAAAAAAGAUGGAAAAGGAAUGUCGUACGUUACCAUUUCUGUUCGUACACAUUAUUGUUUAUGAUCGUUUAAACUUAAAGUAAUGGAUAAAGGAAAGAGAAUCGUACAAUCUAUAUAUUGUUUUGGUUUAGACACUCGGUUACUGUUUUUCUUCUUCAGCAUAUUUAUUCAUGGAAUAAUUUUUGUAAACUGCUUUGAAAUGUAUUAAGUCAUUUGCUGCUUUGAUAUUGUCGUCCAGACUGUUCCACAUUUUCCCCCCACAUCUGGUGAUACACAUUCUUUUUCGAGUUGUUCGGGAGAACUGUGUUUUCAGAUCAGUUUCCCUUCUCAAGUUAUAUUUUCCUUCUCUCGUGAGGAACAUUUUUUGAAUAUUUGUUGAAAGUAGCCCCUGUUUCACUUUGAAAAGUAAUAUAUUUGUUUUAUAUUGAACAAGGUCUCUAAAUUUUAAUGUUUUUAAUUGAAGAAAAAGGGCAUUUGUAUGGGCACAAUAUUCUGCUAAGUGUUCAAUUCUAAUUGCCUUUUUUUGUACUCUACAAAGAAAUUCAGAAUUACUUUUGAAAGCGUUUCCCCAAAUCUCUACACAGUAGGUUAGAUAAGGUAAAAUGAGGGCACAAUAGAUUGUAUACAGGGCUUUCCUGUCAAGAGAGUAUUUGCAUUUGUCCAUUAGCGCUACAAUCUUUGCUGUUUUAUUUUUUAUUUUUAUUAUGUGAGGUUUCCAAGAAAUUUUGCGAUCCAGUGUUACGCCCAGUAAUGUGUGCUCAUAUACUCUUUCAAUUUUAAUAUUGUUAAUUUCAACUUCCUUUUGCUUAUUAAGUUUAUGUGUUCCAAAGUACGUAAUUUUUGUUUUAGAUACAUUAAGCGACAGUUUGUUUUUGUCGAACCAGUUUUUAAGCUUACACAUUUCAGUUGCAAUCUCUGUCAACAGUGUUUCAAAGUUCUCUCCUGAGCACAGAAUAGUGGUAUCAUCUACAAAUAAAAUGAAUUCAUAUUUUUCAGAAGCUAAAUGUUGAUAUAUAACAGAAAUAAUUUUGGUCCUAUCACUGAUCCUUGUGGAACUCCACAUACUGUGGUGUCACAUACAGACCUGUGCUGUCCCCACUGAACAUACUGUUUUCUGUUUGAUAAAUAAGACUCUAUCCAGCUGUAAGCUGUUCCUCUUAUUCCAUAUCGAUGUAUCUUGCCAUAAAAUGCCAUGAUCCAUGGUAUCAAAAGCCUUCUUUAAGUCAAUGAAAAUUCCAACCGGAUACUUACUUUCAUCUAUGUUUUUUAGUGAUUUCUUCAACUAAUUCAAUUAAAGCAAAUACUGGUGACCUAUGUUUUCUAAAUCCAUGUUGGCUAUCAUUUAGUAUAUUAUUUGUAUCAAUAAAUGCAUCUAAUCCAUCUAUAAAAAGUUUUUCUAAUAUUUUUGAAAGCUGAGGUAGGAUUGAUAUUGGUCUGUAAUUCUCAAAUUGGUCGUUUGCACCAUUUUUGUGAAUAGGCAUAACUUUUGCUACCUUCAUUUGAUCUGGAAACAUACCAGUUUUAAAGGAUAUAUUAAAAAUAUAUGGUAUAAUGGUAGCACAAUUUCCUCAAUGACUCUUUUGAUAAUGCUUAUGUCUAAUUCAUCACUGUCAGUAGAUUUUUUGUUAGUACAUUUUUUUUACAGCAUUAAUGAUUUCUUUUUCAUUUGUUAGAGAGAGGCAAAAGGAACUUGGGUUUAGAAGAAUACCUUCACACACAGGCUCAGUACCUGUUGUGGCAAUGGUUGCAGCUAGUUGUGGACCUAUGUUUAUAAAAUACUUGUUGAAUUCAUUUGCAAUGUCUUCUUUGUUUUCAAUAAUUUUAUCAUUAUAAUUGAAAUUUUCAGGUAUUGAAGUAGUUUUAGGUCCCCGCCAGAUAACUUCUUUUAUUGUACCCCAUAAACCUUUAAUGUUGUCUUUAUUCUUUUGUAACUGUGCGCUGUAAUAUUGUUUUUUGCAAUGUCUUAAUAUAUUUGUGAGUUUAUUUUUGUACUUUUUGUAUAUUUUUUCUGUUUCCUUUGUUUUUGUCUUUAGAAAAGUCACCUACAACUGGUUCUUUUUUUUAUAUGCGUUUUCCAGUCCUUUAGUUAUCCAUGGCAUUGUACUCUUUCUUUGCUUACAGUUUAAAUUUAUGUAGGGGCAAUGCUGAUCAUAAAGUGUCAUAAAGGUAUUGAGAAAGGAAUUAUAAGCUGCAUUUACAUCAGAUAUUUCUAAAAGGGAUUUCCAGUUACAGCAUGGAAGAGUUUCUUUAAAUGCAGACAGAGUUUCAUCAUUUAUUUUCCUUCUGUAAUUAGUUGUAAGUUUCCCUGUAUAUUUAGUUUUUUUGUUUUUUAAUUAUAGAGAACAAAAACUGGAAAGUGGUCACUGAUGUCGGUUAUCAAAAUCCCACUUGGGAUUUCUUCAUUCAAUACAUUUGUGUAUGUUGUGUAUGUUAUGUUGUCAAUGAGUGUUGAGCUUUCUGAAGUUAUGCGCGUCAGUCGUACAAUUUUUGGGUAAAAUGAAAAGCUAAGCUAUACAUUGUACUCACGAAAUUCUGUGAUGGUCUGUGUCUGUUUGUUUUAAGCAAGUCAAUGUUGAAGUCCCCACAUAAAAACUCUUUUUGACCUACAUUUCCAAAUAAUUUAACAAUACUAUCUACAAAAAUAUCAAUAUCGGUUCCCGGGGUUCUGCAGUUUAUUAAAACAUUUUUUCUCUUCUCAAAGAUUAAUUCCACUGUAAGGCAUUCCAUUAUGCCAUCAACAGAUUCAGUCAUAUUUUUUUAUAUUUUUUACUUGUAAAUUAUUUUUAACAAAAAGCGCAACACCCCCUCUGAUUUUAUGGUUUCUAUUUUGUUUAAACAUUUCAUAACCAUCCAGUGCAAAGUCUUCAGGUUUCUCAUUUUGCAUCCAUGUUUCUGUAAUUACUGUAACAUCAAAAGGCAUACUGAAUUUACUGAGAAAGAUUCUUUUACUAUCAAAAUUGGCGCUCAAACUACGGCUUUUUAAGUGAAUUAUCGACAAGGUAUCAGACUGAAAUGGAAUUUGAUAACUUUGAUAAUAUUUGCACUUACUUUUAAUAUUAGAAAAAAAAACUGUCAUCAGGAUCAACGUUACUUAUGAUAAGUGGGAAGUUUUGUUCUGUGUAGACAGGUGUAUCAAGUUCAUAACAAUGGUUUACAUUAACUUCUUCAGUAUCACUUUCAGAUGUAGAUGUUUCAUAGUUCUCGUCUGUCAUUGUGUAUUGCUGAAAAAAGGAAAAGAAAAAAACACUGGAAAAAAAGAACUGUCAAUGAGAUCUCUUACCUUGUCUAUUCACAUAAUUUUUUCCAGGUCACGAGCGUCUCUUAUACAUAAAACUCUGGCCUCUUCAGGUGAGCCAUUGAGUUUUAUGUAUACCUUGCAGUUCGAAGUCCAAGUAGCUUGAAUUUUUUGCUGUUUUUUCAGGAUGUGUGCUUGCCUGUCAAUAUCUGAGUUAUUUUUAGUCAGGUGCUCAUUAAUGUAGACAUUUGUUCCUUUAAGUUUUCUUCCCUGUCUGAGCACAGCGGUUUUCUGUUUUCUGUUGGUAAAUCUGAAUAUUACAGCACUGGACGUUUGUCCCUCUUUGGAAGUGGGUGGCAGGCUUCAAUGUCUUUCGUGUCAAUGUAUAUAGGCGACCUUUGGUGGUGAGAAAGUUGACCACCUGUUGCUCCGCCGAUUCUUGGUCCAUCUCAGUGGGUUCUCCGUUUAGUCCAGUCACUGCCUUGGCGUAGGAUCUUGGCUUGAUGGCUAGGCCAGUGACAAUCAAAUCAUUUAUCCUGCUGUACUGUUCCAAGUAUGCAAUACAACAUUCCAUUGCAUUUGUCCUUUGAUCUUUCUCCUGGUUUUGAGUUUUUAAGUUCUUGAUUUCAUCCAUAAGGUUUAAAAUAAUUUGCUGUUGAUUAGCAAUUGUGUCUGUUUGCUCCAAAACUUUACCCAGCGAUCUUUUUAUCUCCUCCAAUUCCUCCUCCAUUCCGGUGGGCGCCUUUUUUGGAGGCAUCCUGAGACGUUAAUCCAGACAAGGUCUCCUUCGUAGCACACCCGGGCAUCCAGCGCCGUCCACCUGCCUGCUCUGCGCAAACACUGCGGUGGUAGCCUGUUAGCUCCUUCGCUAACGUCAUGCAGUGUCCUGCUCUUCAGCAGUAGUGGCGGUGAUCCGGCUAUUUUCCAGUCCCGUCUUUAACGACCCCAAACCGUGAGCAGCUUGGGGUUUGUGAUCCAUUAAAUCCUUGUUUUCAGGCCACACAGCGUUGACAAGCCGGGGCAGGUAGCUGGCCUCCGGGCUAGCCGCUAGCAGUUCGGCACGCCACAACUGCGUCAAGGCGUAUAAACCACCCCAGUUCUUCUUAGGGCAAGGUUGUAGCCAUCAGUUCAGGUAUAAUAUACGGCACCAACAACACCGUGAUGAAUAAAUCCAAAAGUUUAAUCCAAUGAUUUAUGCAGAGAAGCUUACUCUCGAGCGUGAGCAGCAACAGCGCGGUACACAACCCGGAAGUGACGUCAAGAGAAUCAACCCAACUGAGCAGUCAGAGUCAGUAUCAACCUGUUUCCUCUGAGUCUGAUUCAUGGCAGAGCUUCUUCAUGGUUGAAGACUCCAUCAGGAGAGUUUUCAUGUGUUUUUAUGUCUUCAUGAGCAGGAAUCUUUCAGUCUGUGUGUCUUCAAGCUGCAGAGUCACAACAUGAACACGUUAGUUUUUCUCUCCAGCUUCAAGGUUUCUUCAAGGGGAAAUUUAAUGUUGACAUUUUAUAAUCCAGUUUAACACAACCUGUCGGAAGAAGUAUAACAGCUGUCUGUGAGGAUCCAAACUGAGAAAACUGGGUAAAUUGUGUGAUAAUCAUCGUGUCAUUUGUGAUGAUUCUCCCUGUACAAAGUGUUGAAUGUUGGAAUCAUGGGCUUCAGUUGAUGAAUAAAAACUCCUUUGGAUCAUCUGGAUUCCUCCUGAGUUUGCUCCUAGAUUUUGAGUCAUUGGAAGCCAUUUUUUUGGGAACAUGGAUGUAUAAAGUAUUUCGGGCUGUAUUACACUUAAUGCAGGUGGAGAUUUUCUAAAAGGGUCAAGAUUUUUGUGAAAAAUUCAAUCUGCAGCGUUCAAAUAAUGAAUAAUACUAAUUGAUCGAAACCAUUCCAGUUUGCAUUCAAAUGUCUCUGAAAUGAGAACACUCUGUGGAGAAAGAGUUAUGUAUGUUGUCAACAAUUCUCUGAUAAGUUUGAGAGAAAUGUAUUUGAUAUUAUCUGUGAUUGUUUAUGCAAUGUUUGUUCCUCACAUAAAGUUGAA
Molecule: messenger RNA, 10500 nt
Organism: Salarias fasciatus (jewelled blenny)
Lineage: Eukaryota; Metazoa; Chordata; Actinopteri; Blenniiformes; Blenniidae
Product: E3 ubiquitin-protein ligase TRIM39-like
Exons: 2
Coding region: 225-1868 (547 amino acids)
Molecular function (GO): zinc ion binding; protein binding
Source: RefSeq, a predicted model, not a curated record